CGGGGGGAGCGAGGCGGGGAGGAGGGGACGCGCAGGGGCACAGUCAGGCGGCGGGGCCGGCUCGGACUCUACCAAGCGCGCCGCCCGCCUGCUCCGCCCGGGGUCUGCGCCGAGCCGCGCUCCGGCCGCGGCGGCCGCGGCGUCCUCGGAGCCGGGAGCGGCAGCUCCCAACUGCCCGUGGACGGCGGGGGGCGGGGGGAAAAAGCAACGCGCGCCCGGUGGCCCGGAUUGGCCUCCUGGUCCCCCCGCCUGGGCGGCGGAGUGCCGGCGGCCCGGGGCUGGGAGGUUUGAAAAGCCGGCGAGAGACAAAGGCAGCUGGAAGCCUCCUCGGCGCCCGGAGCCCGUGCGCCCGGCCCCCGGGGCCCCUCGCCGGCCCGCGGAGCAGCGGCGGCAGCCGGAGGCGGCAGCGACAGGAGGCGGAGGAUGCGGCAGGGGGCGUGGGAGCGGCGGCGGCGGAGCGGCGCGGCAGGAGCGCGGCGUGGUUAGACCCAGGCGGCGGCGGCGGCCGGGCUUGGGGAGUGAGUGAGCGGGCACCUUCCCCGCCCGGGAUGUGAGGACCGAGCAGAGCCCGGGGCGGGGGGAGGGAAGGGAAGGGAGGCGAAGCCGGCAGGAAGGAAGGAAGGACGGACGCACCAGGAGGAGGAGCGGCGGCGGCGGCCGGAGCCGGAAGGCGGGGAGGGGCGGUCCGUUGGGCCCGAGGCGGCGGAGGCGGCAGCGGCCGGGGCGGCCCGCUCUCGUCUCCUUCCCGGGGCAGGAGCGGCGGGGCCCGCGCCUCCUCCCCCCAGCGCCGCGGAGGGGGGAGGAGGAAGAUGGAGACCCACAUCUCCUGCUUGUUCCCGGAGCUGCUGGCCAUGAUCUUCGGCUACCUGGACGUCCGGGACAAGGGGCGCGCGGCGCAGGUGUGCACGGCCUGGAGGGACGCCGCCUACCACAAGUCGGUGUGGCGGGGGGUGGAGGCCAAGCUGCACCUGCGCCGGGCCAACCCGUCGCUGUUCCCCAGCCUGCAGGCCCGGGGUAUCCGCCGCGUGCAGAUCCUCAGCCUCCGCCGCAGCCUGAGCUACGUGAUCCAGGGCAUGGCCAACAUCGAGAGCCUCAACCUCAGCGGCUGCUACAACCUCACUGACAACGGACUGGGCCACGCGUUUGUGCAGGAGAUCGGCUCCCUGCGCGCCCUCAACCUGAGUCUCUGCAAGCAGAUCACCGACAGCAGCCUGGGCCGCAUAGCCCAGUACCUCAAGGGCCUGGAAGUGCUGGAGCUGGGGGGCUGCAGCAACAUCACCAACACCGGCCUUCUGCUCAUCGCCUGGGGCCUGCAGCGCCUCAAGAGCCUUAAUCUCCGCAGCUGCCGCCACCUCUCGGACGUGGGCAUCGGGCACCUCGCUGGCAUGACGCGCAGCGCGGCCGAGGGCUGCCUGGGCCUGGAGCAGCUCACUCUACAGGACUGCCAGAAGCUCACGGAUCUUUCUCUCAAGCACAUCUCCCGAGGGCUGACUGGCCUGAGGCUCCUCAACCUCAGCUUCUGCGGGGGCAUCUCAGACGCAGGCCUUCUGCACCUGUCGCACAUGGGCAGCCUACGCAGCCUUAACUUGCGUUCCUGCGACAACAUCAGUGACACGGGCAUCAUGCAUCUGGCCAUGGGCAGCCUGCGCCUCUCGGGGCUAGAUGUGUCGUUCUGUGACAAGGUUGGGGACCAGAGUCUGGCUUACAUAGCCCAGGGGCUGGACGGCCUCAAGUCCCUCUCCCUGUGUUCCUGCCACAUUAGUGACGAUGGCAUCAACCGCAUGGUGCGGCAGAUGCACGGGCUGCGCACGCUCAACAUUGGACAGUGCGUGCGCAUCACCGACAAGGGCCUGGAGCUGAUUGCUGAGCAUCUGAGCCAGCUCACGGGCAUAGACCUCUAUGGCUGUACCCGCAUCACCAAGCGCGGCCUGGAGCGCAUCACGCAGCUUCCCUGCCUCAAGGUACUCAACCUGGGACUCUGGCAGAUGACGGACAGUGAGAAGGUCAGAGAUUGCUCUGAGUUUGCCUGGUGGAGUUGCCUUUACCAGCCCAGCACAUUUGGUACUGUGUAAAGCCUCGUCUUCCAGUUGGGUGCAAGAGAAAGUAAGCUGGAGAUCUUAACUGCACAGCACUAAAGUGGGGUAUGUGAACACCCCCCC
Messenger RNA from Nycticebus coucang (slow loris), 2159 nucleotides. RefSeq names its product F-box and leucine rich repeat protein 14 (gene FBXL14). The transcript is spliced from 2 exons. Gene Ontology annotation, biological process: SCF-dependent proteasomal ubiquitin-dependent protein catabolic process. Gene Ontology annotation, cellular component: SCF ubiquitin ligase complex. The record is from RefSeq and is a predicted model, not a curated record. Gene Ontology annotation, molecular function: protein binding. The coding region runs from base 810 to 2072 and encodes 420 amino acids. Lineage: Eukaryota; Metazoa; Chordata; Mammalia; Primates; Lorisidae.